AUGAACAAGGCGGGCCCUGGCGGGCAAAAAGUGGAGGCGGCGGCGGAGGCUCCGCCGAAGCCUCUGGUGCCUUGUGCAGCUUUAGAGCCAGGAUCUGUGCACAUCGCGCCCCCGCAGGACUGCGCCGGCUCUUGCGGCUCUGAAGCUGCUUUUCCGGGGCUGCGGCUGAUAGCGGACUUUGAGGUUCUUUUGUUUGCUGCUUGCAUGCAUUUGCGGAAUGACCAGUGGACCACUCAGUGGACCAGGCCACCCGCUGUGCGAAGACCUUGCUGCAGCAGUCUGCGGCGAAGGCUGCAGCUGCUGGAGCAGCUGCAGGCAGCAGCGCUGCAGCAGCAGCGCCUUCUUGCCAGACUCACGCCGAACGCCUGCGAGCUCGGUUUUCAGCGCCACUUGUGCACAGUAGUCCGCCCAGGUUUUCAGCGCCACUUGUGCACAGUAGUCCGCCCAGACGCCCGAGACGCAAAUAACAAGACAAGAACUCCCCGGCUUUUUGCUUCCCCAGCAGCAGCAGCAAACACGUAA
Molecule: messenger RNA, 522 nt
Organism: Eimeria necatrix
Lineage: Eukaryota; Apicomplexa; Conoidasida; Eucoccidiorida; Eimeriidae
Exons: 7
Coding region: 1-522 (173 amino acids)
Source: RefSeq, a predicted model, not a curated record